CUGUUCUUUAGCCAAGCUGCUAUAUUUCUGAGUGAUGGAAGAGGAUGAUGAAGAAGAAGAUCUUCUCUCUUUUCUUGAGAAGCUUCUGGAGAUUGAAGAGGAAGAAGAAGAGGAAGAGGAGGAAGAAGGGAUAGAGCAUUUAGUAGAUGAACUCCUUACGAAUAUUGGAGACUUUGUGGAGGAAGCACUUGUUGAGAAGCUUCUAGAAAACUUUGACUUAGAGGAAGAAGAAGAAGAAGCUGUUGUCUCUUUCUUCGACAGCUUCCACUUCUCCUCCAUCAAUAAAUGUAUGCUUCUGCAGAGAGAUUCGGAUUCAGAUUCAGAUGAAUGGAGUCUUUAAGUGUAUUUCUUUUGUAUUUGAUUGUAAGUUUGUGGUGACUGAACUCGAAGAAGAGAAUGAUUCAGAGAGAGAGAGAGAAGCAGAGGAAGUGAGAGUGUCUCUUUGCUUAUUAUAUAUGGUGCUUCUUUAGUAAUAC
Molecule: messenger RNA, 476 nt
Organism: Camelina sativa (false flax)
Lineage: Eukaryota; Viridiplantae; Streptophyta; Magnoliopsida; Brassicales; Brassicaceae
Source: RefSeq, a predicted model, not a curated record